AUGAACGGGUUCAAGUGGCCUUAUGAAGACCGCAAUUGCAGGCACCACUGGUUGCACAUCUACCGACCGUGCUGGCCCGGCCAGGGCUUCGAUACGUGUCCCGAGUUCGGGGACGGCGUAGCGCGCGAUUCGCCGCAGCUUGUCUACGUCACGGGCCUGUGUCCCGCCUGCCUGAUGCCCGGAUGCUACAACAAGCAUCAGGUCCGCAUGAUCACGGACAUCAACCGCCGCUGGCGUUGGGGCGCCGGCCCCAGCAAGAGCGACCCGGGCUGCGAAUGCGCCGUGAUGUGA
Molecule: messenger RNA, 291 nt
Organism: Annulohypoxylon truncatum
Lineage: Eukaryota; Fungi; Ascomycota; Sordariomycetes; Xylariales; Hypoxylaceae
Exons: 2
Coding region: 1-291 (96 amino acids)
Source: RefSeq, a predicted model, not a curated record